AUGCAGCCUAUAGAUUUCUGUACUACUGGCAUGUUCAUCAUUGACCAGACUCCAUUCCUGAACAUUCCUGGUGGUGCUGGUACUUAUAGUGCUCUGGGUGCGAGAGUCCUCUCUCCAUCACCUGAAUCCAAUCGGGUCGGAUGGGUAGUUGAUGCUGGUCAUGAUUUUCCCGAGUCCCUGCGUGACAUGAUAACUUCUUGGGAUACUGCCGUGCUAUUGAGAUCUCGUGACGCUCCGACCACAAAGGGAUGGAACGGCUACGGUGCCAACGAACAUCGAGCCCGCUGUGUUGAUUUGGUCCAGGGCAUCAAUUCUCGUAGGGCAGCGCUCGGUCAGUCUCUCGACGAACCUUUCUUUAUCUGGGAGCCCGUGCCAGACCUAUGUGUUCCCGCUGAGCUGGAAAACACCAUCAAGGCGCUCGAACACGUCCAUGUCAUCAGUCCCAAUCAUGCAGAGUUGUCAGAUCUGUUCUCUGUUGUUGGAACCACCGAGUCUGGUGAUGUGGAUCGUCAAGUCAUUGAAGCUUGUAGCUCCAAGCUGCUUUCGAGCGUGUCUGGCGAAAGAGCAUCCAAGAUAGCGGUAGUUGUGCGAUCAGGCAAAGAUGGAUGCUAUGUCAGUUCGCCGUCCAAGCAGGCGUGGCUCCCAGCGUUCCAUGCACCAACUCCAGCCAAGGUUGUUGAUCCCACAGGCGGAGGUAAUGGCUUUCUUGGAGGAUUGGCAAUGGGCCUCGUCAGGACUGGCGAUGUGGUAGAGGCGUCCAAGUGGGGCAAUUAG
Molecule: messenger RNA, 774 nt
Organism: Aureobasidium musti
Lineage: Eukaryota; Fungi; Ascomycota; Dothideomycetes; Dothideales; Saccotheciaceae
Source: the annotation of a GenBank genome assembly